Chinchilla lanigera (long-tailed chinchilla) is the source of this 4797-nucleotide messenger RNA. RefSeq names its product nuclear transcription factor, X-box binding-like 1 (gene Nfxl1). The record is from RefSeq and is a predicted model, not a curated record. Gene Ontology annotation, biological process: regulation of DNA-templated transcription. Gene Ontology annotation, molecular function: zinc ion binding; RNA polymerase II transcription regulatory region sequence-specific DNA binding; DNA-binding transcription factor activity, RNA polymerase II-specific. The transcript is spliced from 22 exons. Gene Ontology annotation, cellular component: nucleus. Lineage: Eukaryota; Metazoa; Chordata; Mammalia; Rodentia; Chinchillidae. Bases 1096 to 3648 code for a protein of 850 amino acids.
CGCCCUGCCCGCGGCCUCCCUCUGUGCUCUUUCUCUCUGCUCGAGGGAGUUGGUUGUUGAGCCCACGGCUCAGACCUUUCAGGCAGGUUUCUGUCACCUGUUUGCUGCGACUUGCAGUUGCUCUUGCUUUUUUACUUCUCCGGCCAGUACUCUUCCCAUCACUCUUUUUUGGCUACGAAAAUCCCUCCCCCUCCCCCCAGGUUGUACAUUCCCAAGGGUCUGGUUCGAUCCAUACGUCUGAAUUGGUUGCCAGCGUGUGCUUUUAAAAAUCUCAUAAAAAUCUGCUUAACAUCUUUUUGGGGAAAUUAUGUCUUAUGACUUUAGAAUCUUUGUGCAUGUGACAGCCGGACUGAGAUCACAGAAAUUGCUUUUAGGGUGGGAAUGGACGCUGCAUCUUACAUUUUCUCCCUACUUCGGGGAGCCGUUGUCAUUUAAAUGUCAUCUAUAUCAGAUUGCCUUCCUUUACUUGUCUGCGGCCUGUAAGCGCUGGAGUUGAUGAUACUUUCCUCAGCUAUUGUUCCUGUUCACAAUUUCAUGUCCUUUCCUGGCAGUACCUGCGUGGGCUUCUGGUACCCUUCAUCCAAUACACGUUCAGUGGAGGCUGAGGGCACUCACACAGUUGUGCACAGGGCAGAGAUGAUAAUCCCCGAACUCCCUGUUUGUUUGUUUUGUAAUGUAUUUUUCUGAACACUUUUUUGGGGGAGAAGGGGAUCAAAAUUGAGCUUCUCAGUGGUUUUUCCUUAGGCUAAUUUUUGUUUGGUAUUCUUCACUUAGCUUGCAGUUACUAAGUUUGUGAUGUGGCAGAGUAUGCAGUUUGGAGACCUGUGAACAAUGUUGGUUAACUUUGUUGGACUUUGUGAGUAGAAGUAAAGCAAGAAUUUUCUACCUCAAUAAUUGAGGUUUGACUGUGAGAAAUAAUGUGUGGGAAAGUCGCCUUGUCAACGCGACUAUAGCUUUCCUCAAAAUGAUCUUAAGUAAAUACAUUUGUCAGGUUUUUAUUGUAUCUGUCCCGUUCAGCCUUUUUUUCCCUUAUGCAUCUGUAAGUGCUCAUUUCCUAUAAAUUAAUGACAUUUAUCAUCUUUCUUGUUUUGAGUCAUGUGUCUUAUAGCUAUUACAUUUUUCCUCAGGACAGAAAGAUUCCUAGAGCUAAUGUCUCAGAGGAAAUUUGAGGAAAUUAAGAAGGCUAAUCAAGCUGCAGCCAAAAAACUUGUUGAAGAACAUUUUAGCUCUUCAUCUGAAGAGGAAGGAGAUGAAGACUUUGAAGGGAAACAGGGAAAAAUAGUUACUAAUACAUUUAUAACAUACACUACUCAAACGGAUGGAGAUACACGUGAAUUAGAGCGAACAAAACAAUAUGUAAAUGAAGCUUUUCAAGCAGGGGCUAUGACAUGCUUAAUUUGUAUUGCUUCGGUGAAGAGAAACCAAGCAGUUUGGAGCUGUUUGGGAUGUUUCUGUAUAUUUCAUAUGCCCUGUAUCCAGAAGUGGGCUAAAGAUAGCCAGUUUCUUCUGUCUUCUCUGACGGAUGAUGAUUUUGGAACAAGAGAUUAUCCUUGGCCUUGUCCAAAAUGUAGGUUUGAAUACAAACGAUCAGAAACACCUAGUAGAUACUACUGCUAUUGUGGAAAAGUAGAAGAUCCACCUUUAGAUCCAUGGCUUGUGCCUCACUCAUGUGGCCAAGUAUGUGAGAGAGACUUUAAACCACCUUGUGGCCAUAAGUGUUUACUCCUCUGUCAUCCAGGUCCUUGCCCUCCUUGUCCAAAGAUGGUCACAACUACUUGUUACUGUAAGAAAGCAAAACCCAUCCCUCGUAGAUGUAGUGCCAAGGAAUGGUCCUGUCAGCAGCCAUGUGGGCAGAAGUUGCUUUGUGGGCAGCAUCAGUGUGAAAAUCCUUGUCAUGCAGGAAAUUGUCCACCCUGUCCAAGGGUUAGUAGACAAAAAUGUUUCUGUGGCAAAAAAGUAACUGAAAGAAGUUGUGCAAGUCCAGUGUGGCACUGUGAUGAAGUAUGUGGGAAAACACUGCCUUGUGGUAAUCAUACCUGUGAGCAAGUUUGUCAUGUUGGUGCUUGUGGAGAUUGUCCUCGAUCUGGGAAAAGGUUCUGUCCAUGUCAGAAAUCAAAGUUUUCUUUACCUUGUACAGAAGAUGUACCAACUUGUGGAGACAGUUGUGACAAAGUGCUGGAGUGUGGAAUCCAUAGAUGCUCACAACGUUGUCACCGAGGUCCUUGUGAAACGUGUAGACAAGAAGUGGAAAAGCAUUGUCGCUGUGGAAAGCAUACAAAACGAAUGCCAUGUCAUAAACCUUAUCUGUGUGAAACUAAGUGUGUUAAGAUGCGGGACUGUCAGAAGCAUCAAUGCAGGAGAAAGUGUUGCCCUGGAAACUGUCCACCUUGUGAUCAAAACUGUGGACGGACUUUAGGAUGUAGAAACCAUAAGUGUCCAUCUGUCUGCCACAGAGGCAGUUGCUAUCCAUGCCCAGAAACUGUAGAUGUGAAAUGCAAUUGUGGUAGUGCAAAGGUGACAGUGCCCUGUGGUCGAGAACGAACCACAAGACCACCCAAAUGCAAGGAGUUGUGCAGUCAACCACCAGCAUGUCAUCAUACAAGUCGAGAAAAACAUCGCUGUCACUUUGGUCCUUGUCCACCUUGCCAUCAACCUUGUCAGAAAGUUUUGGAGAAAUGUGGUCACUUGUGUCCUGCUUCAUGUCACGAUCAAGCAUUAAUAAAGCAGACUGGCCGGCACCCACCUACAGGACCUUGGGAACAACCUUCUGAACCAGCAUUUAUUGAGACUGCAUUACCUUGUCCUCCAUGUCAAGUUCCAAUUCCUCUGGAAUGUCUUGGGAAGCAUGAGGUGAGUCCACUACCAUGCCAUGCUGUGGGGCCCUACUCCUGUAAGAGAGUUUGUGGAAGAAUCUUAGAUUGUCAGAAUCAUACAUGUUUGAAAGAAUGCCACAAAGUAACUGAAGUUGAUGGCUUUACUAGCAAAAACAAGGCUGGCCCAGAAUGCCUUCGUUGUGAAGAAGGGUGCUCUAAGUCUCGGCCCUUGGGUUGUCCUCAUCCAUGUGUUUUACCAUGUCAUCCUGGAGAAUGUCCUCCUUGUGUUCAGAUGCUUAGGAUAAAAUGUCACUGCAAGAUCACAAGCCUGUAUGUGGAAUGUAGAAAAAUAACUACAGCUGAUGUAAAUGAAAAGAACCUCCUCAGUUGUUGCAAAAAUCAGUGCCCUAAAGAGCUUCCUUGUGGUCAUAGAUGCAAAGAGAUGUGUCAUCCUGGUGAAUGUCCCUUUAAUUGCAACCAGAAGGUUAAACUUAGAUGUCCUUGUAAAAGAAUAAAAAAGGAAUUGCAGUGCAGUAAAGUACGUGAAAAUCAGGUUUCUAUAGAAUGUGACACAACAUGCAAGGAAAUGAAGCGGAAAGCAUCUGAGAUAAAAGAAGCUGAAGCCAAAGCUGCUCUUGAAGAGGAAAAACGAAGACAACAGGCUGAACUGGAGGCUUUUGAAAACAGAUUGAAGGGUCGUCGGAAGAAGAACAGAAAAAGAGAUGAAGUGGCAGUUGAGCUAUCGUUUUGGCAAAAAUACAGAUACUAUUUUCUUUCAGUGUGUGGAGUUGCAGUGGCAGUGUUUGCAUGGUACAUCACCGAUGGUACAAAUUAAAUAAAAUGCUUUAUCUUUUAAUAUACCUCAGAUUGAAUUUAGAUAAAUUGUUAAGUUUGGGAUAUUAAACAGUGUGUUUUGUAGAACGUAAUAUAUAUUCAUUCAUCUCUGUAUUCUCCAGCUCUUGUUAGAAGUACAGAAUGUUAAGCUUUAUCUUAAUUAGUAUUCUAGAAUGGACAGUAUAACACUUAAAGCAUGACUGAAAUUGUAAAAUAUUUCAUAAGGCUUAGCUAGUGACAGUUACAUGUUUGUCAUUCAUUGUGCUUCUUUGUAUUAGUUGUUUCAUUUAAUAUUUGAAACACAACUUUUUUGGAUUUUUUUAACUCAGAUGAAACUGACUGAGCCAUAUGUGUAGUUAAGAGGAAAAUUUCUCAAUGUUUCAGUUAUUUAGUACUUUUUUUGAUCAUGUAACUGUAUUUUUUAAGAAGUAAUUCUCUGAAAGACCUGUUAAAUUGUAACAUGAAGCUUUAUUAGAUUUUAGAAGUUGGUGAGAACUUAUCAGUCAUUGAAAUAAAUUUCAGUGUAUUCCUCAGAAAAGAUAGUUGUUUCAACAAAUGCAAGGCUAAGUUCCUCACAUAUGGCUGGUUUCUGUGCAAGUAGCUUUCAACUGAAGUUGGCAUGUUUUGUAAAACUUGUAUCUUUUAAAGAUAAUAAUAAAAGAAAAACUAAUAUUUAUGAGCAAUAUGUGCUGAGCACGGGGUUUAUAUAUGGAAAUGAUUCUCAUUUUUCUUUACCACAGUCUUAGGUAGAUUACAGCUAGAAAUAAUCCUUAUGAAAACAAAUCAGUGAGUACCACUAAGCCAGUUCUGUUGAAGUUGUUAAGUCUUUUUAAGUAGAUUUGCUAUUUAAUUUUUGUAUCGUUAAUAUUUUCAUUAAAACUUUCAUAUCAAAUUUCUAAUUAGAAUAUUUGUUAUUAUUUAAAACAUCUAGGAAACUGUAAUUUUAGGGUAGGGAUUAGUAUCAGUGUAUUUGAUGUAGAACUUAGAAACUGAUACUAAAAACAUCCAGCUGAAAAGUGGUGCAAGUGUAUUUUUAAACAGGAGUCCAAAGGAAGAUUGUAAAAUUUGUUGGAUUUAACUGAAAAAUCUUCAGUGUCAUUCUUUUUAAUCAGAUGUUAGCAGGUGUGCAGAAUUAAAGGGCAUUCAUUCA